Messenger RNA from Pongo pygmaeus (Bornean orangutan), 2352 nucleotides. Its product is annotated as serine/arginine repetitive matrix protein 3-like. The coding region runs from base 80 to 541 and encodes 153 amino acids. The transcript is spliced from 2 exons. Lineage: Eukaryota; Metazoa; Chordata; Mammalia; Primates; Hominidae. The record is from RefSeq and is a predicted model, not a curated record.
GUUCUGGAGGCCCUCCCCACCAAUGAGCAGUGCGCAUGUGUCGCGCUGAAGCUUCCUGUGAAGUGUGCGUGUUUGAUGGAUGACUCCACAAGGCGUUGUGGCCCCGGUAGCCUCACGAGGUUGCGGCUCUGCGGGACCACACCGCCGCGGGAGUGCACGGGCCCCAGCGAGUGAGGUCUGCGGCAGCCCCCGCGGGGCCCGCUGUUCCCGGGCGCGUAGAGGAGCGCAGCCUGCCCCUAGGCCGCGUUCCCGUGAGUUCCAUGCCCACAGUGGCCCAGGCCGGCCACAAGCCCACGGUCUCUUCUGCACGGGCCCUGCCACCUGGGGCCACCGUGGAGGCCCGGAGGGCCCUGGGAGGAGGGAGGAGGAGCCGAGGCUUUCGGGAGAACCCAGCCCUUCACCGGCCAGGGGAGGCCGCGAUGCACCGCGACUGGUUAUGAAGAGCCAGGGGAAGAACUUUCCCGUGCAGCAUUGGCAGAGCUGCCACCAAGAAGAACACAGCACGUUGAAGGUACGAUGGCUCCUGAAGCUGCAGCCCUGAGACCUGAUUCUACCAUAGAAGGUGGGGUGGCUCCUGCAGCUGUAGCCCUGAGGCCUGAUUCCACCACAAGUGCUGCAGCCGGCAGAGGCCACAGGACAUAGGCAUAGCUGGUGAAACCUGCAACGGAGGGUGCCGGGGGCUCCUGGGAGAGCCUCUGUCCCCCCUGAGGAGAGGGGCUGUGCAGAACCUGUGUGCUCUUGUCCUUUCCCCCUUUUUCCUGCUGGGAGUGGGACUUGGUGCUGAGGGUGGCUCCUGCCAUUGGAAGACCCCAGGAUUCUGGGUCAGCGUCAGCGGCUACGUGGGUGGAGGGUGGGGUCAUCCCCGGCACACAGCGGUGCUGCUCUGCUGCUCUGCACUGCUGGGUGUCUCAAAACGUCUCAUCCCUGUAUUAAGCAGGUACUCCCUAGACUUGCAGCCAGAUGUGUACCUUAGAUUUAAAAGAUGGUAGAAUUUCUCUACCAGAACAAAAAAUAGCUUUAAAAAAUAUAAGAUAAAAAGCCAUUCAUAGCCUGGCAUGAUGGCUCAUGCCUGUAAUCCUAGCACAUUGGGAGGCCAAGUCGGGCAGAUCACCUGAGGCCAGGAGUUCAAGACCAGACUGGUCAAAAUGGUGAAACCCUGUCUCUACUAAAAUUACAAAAAUUAGCUAGUCGUGGUGGUACGUGCCUGUAGUCCCAGCUACAUGGGAGGCUGAGGCACGAGAAUCACUUGAACCCAGGAGGUGGAGGUUGCAGUGAGCUGAGAUUGUGCCAUUGCACUCCAGCCUAGGCAACAGAGCAAGACUCCUUCUCCAAAAAAAAAAAAAAAAAAAGCCAUUCACCAUAGUCCACAAUGUAAAAGACCUCUAUGGAGAACAUCAAAAAGUUAUUAAAGAAUAUAAAAGAAAAUCUUCAUAAAUGGAGGAUGCACAGGAUAUUGCAAAGGUGACGGUUCACCACAAAUUGAUCCAUAAAUUUAAUGAAAUUAUAAUAAAAAUCUUUGCAUAAUUUUUAAAAGACUGCUAUGAGCUGAAUCAUGUCUCCCUCAGAUUCAUGCAUUGAAGUCCCAAACCCUGGUACCUGUGGGGGUGGGUGCAUUUGGAAAUAGGACCUUAAAGAGGUGACUAAGGUUAAAUGAGGUGAGGUGAGCUUGAUGUCCUUAACAAGAGGAGCUUAGGACCCAGACACGCACUGUGGGAUGGCCCUGUGAAAACAUAGGGAGAAGAUGGUGUCUACAAGCCAAGAAGAGAGGCUGCAGAAGAAACCAACCCUGCCAAACUGUGAGAAAACAAAUUUUUGUUGUUUAAGCCACCCUGUCUGUGGCACUUUGUUAUGGUAGUAACAAAAUAGCACAGAACCCAAAAGUUUCUGAAGUCUAUAUGGAAAAAUAAAGGCCUAAAAUAACUAUUAAUAAAAUAAUUUUGAAAAAGAAGAUCAAAGAAGAGUAACUCACCAUGUCAUAUUAAGACGUUGUAGAAAGCCAUAGUAAUAAAACAACCCAGUCUAGGCAAGGAUUAGACAGAGACCAACACAAGAGAAGAAGGAUACCACUAAGAAACUCCUGUAGGAACCUGUCCAUGUCUACAGGAAUAAAACAAGAUUGAGAAUUUUGGUAGAGAAUGGGAAACUAAAAGGACAAAAAGGAAAGUCUAGAAUCAAAAAAUACAUUUUAAAACACAGAAGAUUAGACAUGGCUAGAGAGAGAAUUAGUAACCUGGAAGAUCAGAAAAUAAUCCAGAAAAAAAAAAGAGCAUGCAGAAUAGGAUGUUAGGAGGCAAGGGUACACUGUAGAAAGGCCUGACAUGCCAUGUAAUAUUAGAACCAAUGGAAGAAGAG